AACUGGGCUCUGGCCGGAAGUGGGAGACCGUGGACGGGGAGGUGGUGCCGGCGCCGUGGAGGGGCGCUUACGUCACUUCCUCUGGGCGGGGCCGUGGGCCAUCCCGCGCAAAUUGAAAGCUCCGGCCAUCUGUGCUGCGCUGCGCCCCGGCUUCUCAAGUUCUGCGCCGCGGCCUCGCGUUCUCUGGCUCAUUUGUGCAGGCGAAAGGAACGUGUCUCCUGGAACAGUCCUGUGGGCGCUCUGCCAGGCCCUGUGAGAUCAGAUGGAACGGUGACAUUGUGCUGUCAUUUACUACCUGGUGCCGCGGGAGGUCUCCUGAGGAUGCUUUGUGCCUGUGGCCCCCAUCAUUCUCAUCGUGCUGAAGAGGAAACAUUUAUUCGUGAUUAUUUACCUAACUUAGAAGAAACAUUUAACUUGGCACUAUGGGAAUCCAAGGAUUACUGCAAUUUAUCAAAGAAGCUUCUGAACCUAUCCACGUGAGGAAGUAUAAGGGACAGGUAGUAGCGGUGGAUACAUAUUGCUGGCUUCACAAAGGUGCUGUUGCUUGUGCUGAAAAACUAGCCAAAGGUGAACCUACCGAUAAGUAUGUAGGAUUUUGUAUGAAAUUUGUAAAUAUGUUGCUGUCUCAUGGGAUCAAGCCUGUCCUGGUUUUUGAUGGAUGUACUUUACCUUCUAAAAAGGAAGUGGAGAAGUCUAGAAGAGAAAGAAGACAAGCCAAUCUUCUUAAGGGAAAGCAGCUUCUUCGUGAGGGGAAGGUCUCAGAAGCCAGAGAGUGUUUCAGCCGUUCUAUCAAUAUCACACAUGCUAUGGCCCACAACGUAAUUAAAGCUGCUCGGUCUCAGGGAGUAGAUUGCCUCGUGGCCCCAUACGAAGCAGAUGCGCAGUUGGCCUAUCUCAACAAGGCCGGGAUUGUACAAGCUAUAAUUACAGAGGACUCCGAUCUCCUCGCUUUUGGCUGUAAAAAGGUGAUUUUAAAAAUGGACCAGUUUGGAAAUGGACUAGAAAUUGAUCAGUCUCGGCUAGGAAUGUGCAAACAGCUUGGGGAUGUGUUCACAGAAGAGAAAUUCCGUUAUAUGUGCAUUCUUUCAGGCUGUGACUAUCUCUCAUCCCUGCGUGGGAUUGGCUUAGCCAAGGCCUGCAAAGUACUAAGACUAGCCAACAAUCCAGAUAUUGUGAAGGUUAUCAAGAAAAUUGGACAUUAUCUCAAGAUGAAUAUAACAGUACCAGAAGAUUACAUCAAAGGGUUUAUUCGAGCCAACAAUACCUUCCUCUAUCAGCUAGUUUUUGAUCCCAUCAAAAGGAAACUUAUUCCUUUGAAUGCCUAUGAAGAUGACAUUGACCCUGAAACACUGAGCUAUGCUGGGCAGUAUGUUGAUGAUUCUACAGCUCUUCAAAUAGCACUUGGAAAUAAAGAUAUAAAUACUUUUGAACAGAUUGAUGACUUCAAUCCAGACACUGCCAUGCCUGCCCAAUCAAGAAGUCGUAGUUGGAAUGACAAAGCAUGUCAAAAGUCAUCUAAUAUUAAUAGCAUUUGGCACAGGAAUUAUUGCCCUAGACUUGAGCUGGAUAUUGUUGCAGAUGCUACAAGACUGAAAGAAAAUCCAAGUACUGUAGGCAUUGAACAAGUGAUUAGUACUAAAGGGUUAAAUCUUCUGAGGAAGUCACCCAUUGUGAAAAGACCAAGAAGUGAAGAGCUGUCAGAAGAUGACCUGUUGGGUCAAUAUUCUACUUCAAAGAAGACCAAGAAAAAUAGUUGUGAAGUUAGUAAGUCAUUGAACUCUUCCGACUUGUUUAUGCCUGACCUGGUAAACGGAACUACUAAUAAAAAAAGCUUAAGUACACCACCUACAACAAGAAACAAAUUCGCAACAUUUUUAAAGAGAAAAAAUGAAGAAAGUGGUGCUGUCAUGGUUCCAGGGACCAGAAGCAGGUUUUUUUGCAAUUCUCUGGAUUCUACUGACUGUGUGUCAAAGAAAGCAAGCAGCCAGCCUCUGGAUGAAACCGCUGUCGCAGAUAAAGAGACCAAUGGAAAUGAGUCAGACUGUGUAGAUGGCACGGUGUUGGCUGACACCAGUGUAGCACAUAAUUCAAGUGAGCAGACUGCAGAUGAUGUGACCGUGAUUGCCGCAGACUCUCAGUCUUUGAAAACCAGCAGAUUCACAAGGACCAUCUCACCACCCACUCUUGGGACACUGAGAAGUUGUUUUAGUUGGUCUGGAAGUCUUAGAGAUUUUUCAAGAACACCAAGCCCCUCUCCAAGCACAGCACUGCAGCAGUUCCGUAGAAAAAGCGAUUCUCCCGCCUCUCUGCCUGAGCGUAACGACUGGUGUGAUGUGUCUCAGCUGAAGAGUGAUGAGUCCGGUGAUGAAUCUUACCCCUUACAUGAAGUGGGCUGGUCUUCUCAGUCUCAGGAAAGCAUGGAAUUAUCGCCACACAAUUUAAGUGCAACUAAACUUUCCCAGCCUUCCAGUAAGGAUUCAGAUUCAGAGGAAUCUGAUUGCAAUCUUAAAUCACUUGAUAAUCAAGGUAAUCAGAAAUCCAAGCUACACUUAUUUCAUUUUUCGAAAAAAGACACGCCUCUAAGGAACAAGGUUCCUGGGCUGUAUAAAUCUAGUUCUGUGGACAACCUUUCUACAACCAAGAUCAAAUCCUCAGUACCUGCCAGAGUCAGUGGGCUGAGCAGGAAGCCAACAAGCAUCCAUAAGAGGAAUCAUUAUAAUGCCGAGAACAAGCCAGGAUUGCAGAUAAAAAUCAAUGAACUCUGGAAAAAUUUUGUAUUUAAAAAAGAUUCUGAAAAGCUUCCUUCUUGUAAGAAGCCAGAUCCCCUGUCUCCAGUAAAAGAUAACAUCCAACUAACUCCAGAAGCAGAAGACGAUAUAUUUAACAAUUCCGAAUGUCUGCGUGUUCAGAGAGCAAUAUUUCCAUAAACACAGGCAGCUGGGAGGCUGUCGCCUGCAAGAGAAUCUCUAUCAAUUGGAAAUCCUAUUUGGGAUGAGGCAAUUAUCAGUCUGAAAGAUUUGCUCUUAGAGCUAUGCCAUUUUUAAAAUAGGGUACAUUUUGUUUAUUAACUAUGUAACUGUUUUUGUUCAGCAGCUUUUUAUAUUUUUUGAAAGAAGCUAACUAGAUAAAUAAUUUUUGUUUUGGUAGUUUUUGGAAAUUUUACUGUUAGUUAGGUGAGUCCCUUGGAACUUAUAAAAAUCUACUCUAAAGAUUUCUGUAAUGUCGUCAAGUACAAGGAUGGUAAAUGAAAAACCACAAUUCUGUAAUCAUUUUAUCCUAGAGGAAAUUACUGAAUUUCUCAAAGCUUUAAUUUUUUCCACCUGUCUUUCCUAUCUUUUAUGGUUGAAUUGGAAAUAUAGUUGCUGGGAUUGGAGUGGUAGUCGGAAGGGAUAAAGAUCAUUGUGUAAGUGAGACAGUGUUCUGUUUUCCCUGAAGAGUUUGGUUGGGUUACAGAUUGACAGUAAAGGAAAAUUGCUUUCA
Camelus dromedarius (Arabian camel) is the source of this 3480-nucleotide messenger RNA. RefSeq names its product exonuclease 1 (gene EXO1). Gene Ontology annotation, molecular function: 5'-3' DNA exonuclease activity; 5'-flap endonuclease activity; DNA binding. Gene Ontology annotation, biological process: mismatch repair; DNA recombination. Bases 423 to 2927 code for a protein of 834 amino acids. Lineage: Eukaryota; Metazoa; Chordata; Mammalia; Artiodactyla; Camelidae. The record is from RefSeq and is a predicted model, not a curated record. Gene Ontology annotation, cellular component: nucleus. The transcript is spliced from 15 exons.